Messenger RNA from Pollicipes pollicipes, 2923 nucleotides. RefSeq lists its product as uncharacterized. The transcript is spliced from 7 exons. The record is from RefSeq and is a predicted model, not a curated record. Lineage: Eukaryota; Metazoa; Arthropoda; Thecostraca; Pollicipedomorpha; Pollicipedidae. Bases 42 to 1151 code for a protein of 369 amino acids.
CAGCCAGCCGCGCCGUACGGACCGCCUCAGCUAAGGACAUUAUGUCUCGCCGUGGAGGUGACACUGUCUGGCGCUGCCCGACGAGCAAGGCGAUCUUCUGCUGUCUUCUCGUUGUGGCGAUAGUCCUGGUCGCCGCUCUCUGGCUCCAAUACCGUGGCGGGCAGGGGAUGCCCGGGCGACCGGCGGGGCUCCCGGCCGAAGACGGCCUGCAGGCGUGCGACUGCGUCUGGCGCAUCGGCUGCCCGCGCUUCGACUGGCAGGUCAACCUGACCACGCCAGGCCACACCUGCGGCUUCGAGAACAUGACGAGCAGCCUGGUGGAUGAGUGCCUGGCGGGCCGGUGGCGGCAGCGCGGCCGCCCCCUCCGGCUACGACUGGUCGGCCACGUGCGCGAGGCAUACCUGGCUGAGUAUGUGCGCCGCCGGCUUGGCGCCACGCCCGUCAGAGAGGGCUGCCGCCUGGAUAGCGCCGGGCCCGCCGCCAAGGGCGUCGACGGCGUACCGGAACUGCAUAACGUCGUCCGGCCGCUAGAUGGCAGUGAAACGUGCGAGAUGGUCUACGCGACAGACGUCAUACGACUGGAGUACAAGCUGCUCGGUCUGCUGGGUGACGACAUAUUCAGCUACAUUGGCCGCCUGAAGCGGGAGUGUGUGGAAGAAGGCUGCGACGGUGACCUGCUCAUCAUCUCGGGUGGUGUAGCGGAGCUGCUCAACUCCACACUUAUGGAGAGCUUCUCCGGUGUCAGGCGGUUCCAGUCGCACUUCAAGCGGUUGCUGCCCCUGCUGAACGAGCUGGUCACCUUGCACCACCUGAAAGUGGUGUGGAAAAUCCACGAGCCGGUAACCGACGAACUGAUUGCUGAAGACUCCAUGGUGCGGAACGACUUGCUGCAGGAGUACAACGCGCUCAUCAUGGAGCAGACGGUACGGAGUCCGGUGCGCGCGUGGACGUCGCAUAUGCUGAUGAAGCUGCGCCACAUCGAGGAGUGCGCCCCGUUCGCCGACGACUCGCAGGUCAACUCUGACGAAUGGCGGUGUGAGGACCAGUGGGUGGCUGGCGACCGCUGCCACAGACGGUACUUCGACGCCAUCUUCAACAGACUCUGCGAAAAAAUGGUUAAGAUGCCGGAGAACCCCUGCUGCAGCGCCUGAAAUGGACAGGGCAGAGGCGACUCCACUUUGAUGAAGUGAGCAUCGAGUUCUGUGGCCGCUGCAAGCGGGAUGCGGCCAGAAGUGGCGACCGCAGGGAGGAGCGGUAGGGAGGCGUCUGGAUUUGCGGUAGAUAUUGUCUCAACCUCGCGUCGUACGGAUUCAUAGAUAAGACAGUAGUAUUAACCUUAUUCCUCGGGAAGGCCAGAAGAAUAGAGAUAUAGUUAGGUUGAUAUUUCGGCAUCAUGCCUUUCUCGAAACCAUAGCAGAAGUGAAUUACUGAUAUAGUUGACUCACAUUUUAUAUGACUUCUGCUAUUGUUUCGAGAAAGGCAUGUUGCCGAAAUAUCAACCUAGCUAUACUCUAUUCUCUUGUUUUUUUCCGAGGAAUAAGGCUAAUACUACUGUCUUAUCUAUGUGACUAAUGUUUCUCGCUAAUGCACUGAACAGCUUUGGUACAGAUUCACUCGGCUUUUGCUAUUGUCGGGCUCAAUAUGUCUUUGGCCAUUGUAGUCAAUAAGAUGUGAGGCUAGAAAAGUUUUCUCGGUUGCCAGAUUACAGAAUUAUGGCGAAUAUUGUCCUGGUAAAUAAUUGAGCCCAAUCCUCACGGGAUGAGGCUACAGCUUCAUAAAGGCCUCGUCCUUGGCUACGCUCCUGAAUGCUCACGAUUAGGUCAGUGUAGAUCUGUUUUAUACACAUUUUAUACGACACGCGACAACAUGCACAAAUAACUCUCUUUAGAUAUGGAAAAGUUAUAGGUUAUGGCCACCGAGCACAAAGAGCUUGCACUGACGAUAUAUUGAAGCAACAUUUACCAAAAUGGAGCGUAAAAGCAGAUGAAUAUUUUAUCUGUGUUCGUCCAUGGUAGAUCGGGUAACCUAUGUAAGACGGUCAGGGUGGUAUGUAAGUGUUGUCAUUGAUCACAAAUGUAAGAUCACCGAGGAACCAAUUGGUCGGUUGUUGUAUCACGGAAAUAUGGGAUAUUACGAAUCAAAUGGUCUUAUGUUGAGUUAGCGACCUUCAGUACACCUGAAGGUACUCGCUAAACGAAGCUGCAAUGCUGAAUAACGAUUAAAUUGACAUUAUCCAAUAUUUUGAGCUGUGUCAACCCUAACGAGUAACCAAGGCAACUCAUUCUAGGUAACGCUCUCCGGACCAUUUAACUCACGCAGUUGAAGGGCGGGGCAGAGUCCACCCCCUCGUGUACCUGCAAAUGAAACCCCAGCGCGUCGUUUAUAAGCAAAGAAGAGAGUUGACCGGAAAAUGUAAAGUUACGGACUGCCAAAGCCACAACUCAGCCGGUGUCUGAGCGUUUGAGACGUGCUGUAAUGUGUUAUAACGUUAAUAAGGUCCCGCUGAGUCACCGGAAGUAAUUUCAGGUCGAGUUCGGGUUAGGUCAGUGGGAUCAAUCUAGGUCAACCUCAUGGUUGUUGCAAGAAUGGAUGCUGAUAAGUCAAUCAUGUCGCUUUGCCGAGUUGUUCCCAGACGUACUGGCAGCUCGUGUCUUUCGCUCCCGUGGAGCAAAGCAUUUGUAUAUUUCAUUCAUUGCUCCUCGUGCACUCCAGCGGAUUCUUCAGAAAGUCGACUGCGCCCGGCUGGUCAGCCCGUCGGCCGACAGACCGUUCCAAUCUGUAGCCACGGUAAGGGCAAUGCUGCAUUUUGAUUGCAUCUCAUUUGACCGUGAAAAUGUAAGCCUAAGGUCAUGUUUUUCCACAACACGGUUUUUUUCUAAUCGGACUCAUUCGGCCAGUCCAGGCCAGCCUAUCGUUCCACUGC